Molecule: messenger RNA, 3018 nt
Organism: Aphanomyces astaci
Lineage: Eukaryota; Oomycota; Saprolegniomycetes; Saprolegniales; Verrucalvaceae
Product: TKL protein kinase
Exons: 10
Coding region: 21-2939 (972 amino acids)
Biological process (GO): protein phosphorylation
Molecular function (GO): protein binding; protein kinase activity; ATP binding
Source: RefSeq, a predicted model, not a curated record
GUGGACGGUUUCAUCUGAGGAUGUCAGGAGGAGGGGGGGCACCCCGUCGCGGCGACAAGGAGGCACCAUGGGACGACAUGGUUAUUCCAGCGAUUGCCAUUCACGUCCACAGGUCAUCACAACUGAAUCGAAGCCAACACUGGGACAUUUACGAAGCCACUUUCCAAGGCACAAUCGUCGCCGUGCUGAGGUACCGCGAGUCCUCUCGCCAACAGGCAUUGUGGGAUGCCACGCUCCCGUAUAUUCCCCGACUAUUCGCCAGCGUGCAUCCAAACCUUGUGCAAUUCCUUGGGGUUGUCGUCGAUACCGACGACGUUCGUUCGUCGAUGCUCGUCAUGGAACGACAGGCUACGAGUCUGUACGACCUCCUCCAUGUCCACCAUAUUGCUCUUACUGACGCCGCAGUCGUACACAUUGCACUGGACAUUCUCCACGCCAUAACUUACUGCAACGGCUGCGGCCUUGGACACCUCACAAGUCGAAAGGUGCUGCUCGACGCCGGCGGCAAUGUCAAACUGCUCGGGUUGUUCCAGCGUGACAUUCUCGACAUCGCGGGGGUUCCAAACGUAAUCACCCCGUACAGUCCCCCGCUUCUUCAGCAGCCUCCUCCCGCCGACGCGAUUGCAAUGGCCGACGACAUGUUCGUGUUUGGGGUGCUGCUGUGGGAGGUGUGCUGCGGUGAGCUCCCGACGGUGGAGCUGCACCACCGCAUCGCCCAAGUGUCGGUGCGGCACCCGCAAACGGAAUUUGAAUCGUUGGUGCGACGUUGCCUGGACGAAACCCCUGGCAACCGACCGCAGCCUUCGGAGGUGUGCGACACAUUACUUAAGCUGCAAAUGUCACUACCCCUUCUUGCGGGCGCUGAGGCUGCGGUGGCCAUGCGAUUUGGAGCUGUGGAGGCCAGACAGUCCCCGACAGCGGCGCCAGGGCCGACUGUCGUAGCCCGGCGGCUCGAGGCUGUGGAGGCGCAAGUGCUCGAAGAACAGCGCAAUUUCGACGUCGUGGUCGGCCAACUCGAGUUUGCCAACACGGAAAUCGCAACGUUGAACGGGUUGCUGACUGGGAAAGAAAAUGAACGGCUGGAAAUGCAUGCACAGGUUGUGGCAGCGUUGGCACAGAAGGACGAGGUGGAGCAGGCCAUGCGCGAUGCCAUCGAUGCCAGAGACAAGUGGGCGCACCAAGUCAAGACGCUCGAGCACCAAGUGGCCACGCUCAAUGCACGGAAUCAAUCGCAACUGAAUGACAUGCAGCACUGCAAACGCGAAUACGAUCACAUGAGGGUGUCGGUCCAGGCAAUUGAACAGGAACGCGUGGAGAUGGCGCAACAUUUGGCGGCUACAAAAGACGCAAUGGCAAAGGAGAAAGCGCUCAGUGACGAGCUGAACGUCCGAUGGCAGCAAACGAUCAAGCGAGUGGAAGACGAACGAAGACUGCGUGACAAAGCAGAACGAGUUGUCGCCGAAGUGCGAGACCAAAACAAGACUUUGUUGGAUCAAGUGAAACGGUGGCAUCCAGACACUGGCAGCGACACCCUAGAACGGACUCAAGCCCACGACGCUCAAGUGCAAAGUCUCGAGCAGCAUAUCCAGAAGCUAUUGCUGGAGAUGGUCGAAUUUCGUGGGAACAUGGCAGCCAUGGAAGCUACGGUCCAAGCUGCCAACUCGGCGUUGCAAGAGGCUCAGACACAGUGCACGGCCCUGCAAGACCAAUUCACCACCACCCAACGCCUGCUGUGGCAAGCUCAAGAUGCAUGCAAAUCACACGAACGAACGAUCCAAUCUUACGAAACGACGACAGCUGCCCUCGAAACCAAACUCGUUUCGGUUCAAUCGGAACUGAAAGCCACCGAAAACGCUUUGACGCGGGAACUGAAAAAACGACAAGACGAAGAACUUGCACUAAAGUCCCGACGUUGCCUGGACUUGACGUGCGAUGCCCCGCCCUUCCUCAUCCAGCCGUCGGGGUACUGCAAGGGGUGCGAUGAAAGACGCGAGCGGGACAAGGCCGAUCGUGUGAGCAAACUCGCUUUGGCAAGGCAAAACCAGCCCCCCAACCAGCUCGUGCGAGAUGCAUAUGGGCGGGGGGUGCCAACGCUGUUGGAGUUGCUAGACAACUUCCACACCCACGUGGAUGUGCUCGUGGCUGGGUUCAAGCAAUUGCACUGGGCUUGUGAAACCAACGGGUCGGUGAAAGACUCGCUGGGCGACGCCGGGGCAUUCAAGCAGAUCGUGACUUGGAUGGGGAUGUAUCCUGAUGACGUGGCACUCCAGCUGGCCGCUAUUCGAUUGGUGGGGGUAUUGGCCUUCAACCACGAUGUGAAUAGAGUCCGGCUCGUGUGCGAAGGGUGUUUGGAGCAAGUUCUGGGGGCCAUGGCGCGGCACGUCUCGGACAAGGCCAUUCAGCAAGCCAGUUGCACGACACUGACCAAUUUGGCUCACAAUUGUGAAGGCAACCGGCGGAAAAUUCUGCUCCAGCUUGGCAUCGAACGCGUGCUCGACUCGAUGCAAGCGUUUCCUCACGAUACUUCGAUCCAACAAGGAUGCUGUUGGGCACUCAUCAGUUUAGCUGGCUCUGGUACAUUCUUACUAGAUGAAAUCGCCCUUUGCCCGAGUUGUCACUAUGGACUUGAUAGAAUAAUGUAUGUAGACUUUAUGUGCGAACACAUUGCCGCCCGCGGCGGUGUUGGCGGAAUCGUUGCUGCCAUGUUGAAUUGUCACGCCGACGCGGCAGUUCAGUAUUAUGGGAGCUGGGCCCUGCUCAAUCUCGUGGCAGGGCUCGAGUCCGUACAGACAUUUGCAAAACAUGAAGGGGCCGUGGAAGUGUGUGAGGCAGCGAUGGCUUGCUUUGCUGACCACGGAGGCAUCCAGGACAAAGCUGGCACCGUCGUGACAGUCCUCACGGAUAUAUCAGCGCAAGAGAACGAUACGGAGGAUAGUUAAACAACUAGUAUUACACUUGUCGAACGCUCAGGGCCACUCAAUCGUACGUCAGUGAAUGAAUGGCUGGCGUCAAGCCACG